Molecule: messenger RNA, 5395 nt
Organism: Diceros bicornis minor
Lineage: Eukaryota; Metazoa; Chordata; Mammalia; Perissodactyla; Rhinocerotidae
Gene: GALNT13
Product: polypeptide N-acetylgalactosaminyltransferase 13
Exons: 13
Coding region: 293-1963 (556 amino acids)
Cellular component (GO): Golgi apparatus
Source: RefSeq, a predicted model, not a curated record
GCUCGGCGUGCCCGGCACUCGGCGCGGCCGGCCGGCGCCUGCCGGGCUGGGUCGGAGGCUGAAUUCCGCGCGCGGACCGCCGUUCCCUCUUCGCGGGAUCCUUGGCCACGAUAGCAGAUGCAUUUUGUGGGAGUAUUUUGAGGAUGAAUGUUUGCAAAUCAUUUUGAAAUUGCCAAGCGCCACAUACAUGGGAUGCAUCUUGCUUUUAUCCUGGAGUUUACCUCUGUGGCGUGGAUUUGUCACAGUGGCGUCUGUCUUCGAUCUAUGUGUUAACUAGAAAUCAAGGAAAGACAUGAGGAGGUUUGUUUACUGCAAGGUGGUUCUAGCCACUUCACUGAUGUGGGUUCUCGUUGAUGUCUUCUUGCUCCUCUACUUCAGUGAAUGUAACAGAUGUGAUGACAAGAAGGAGAGAUCCCUGCUACCUGCUCUCAGGGCUGUUAUUUCAAGAAACCAAGAAGGGCCAGGAGAAAUGGGAAAGGCUGUGCUGAUUCCUAAGGAUGACCAGGAGAAAAUGAAAGAACUGUUUAAAAUCAAUCAGUUUAACCUUAUGGCCAGUGAUUUGAUUGCCCUUAACAGAAGUCUGCCGGAUGUAAGAUUAGAAGGAUGCAAGACAAAGGUCUACCCUGAUGAACUUCCAAACACAAGUGUAGUCAUCGUGUUUCAUAACGAAGCAUGGAGCACUCUCCUUAGAACUGUGUACAGUGUUAUAAAUCGGUCCCCACACUACCUACUCUCUGAGGUCAUCUUGGUAGAUGAUGCCAGUGAAAGAGAUUUUCUCAAGUUGACAUUAGAGAAUUAUGUGAAAAAUUUAGAAGUGCCAGUAAAAAUUAUUAGAAUGGAAGAACGCUCUGGGUUAAUACGUGCCCGCCUUCGAGGAGCAGCUGCUUCAAAAGGGCAGGUCAUAACUUUUCUCGAUGCACACUGUGAAUGCACGUUAGGAUGGCUGGAGCCCUUGCUGGCAAGAAUAAAGGAAGACAGGAAAACAGUUGUAUGCCCCAUCAUUGAUGUGAUUAGUGAUGAUACCUUUGAAUAUAUGGCUGGGUCAGACAUGACUUAUGGGGGUUUUAACUGGAAACUGAAUUUCCGUUGGUAUCCUGUUCCCCAAAGAGAAAUGGAUAGGAGGAAAGGAGACAGAACACUACCUGUCAGGACCCCUACUAUGGCUGGUGGCCUAUUUUCUAUUGACAGAAACUACUUUGAAGAGAUAGGAACUUACGAUGCAGGAAUGGAUAUCUGGGGUGGAGAGAAUCUUGAAAUGUCUUUUAGGAUUUGGCAAUGUGGAGGCUCAUUGGAGAUUGUGACUUGCUCCCAUGUUGGUCACGUUUUUCGGAAGGCAACUCCAUACACUUUCCCUGGUGGCACUGGUCAUGUCAUCAACAAGAACAACAGGAGACUGGCAGAAGUUUGGAUGGAUGAAUUUAAAGAUUUCUUCUAUAUCAUAUCCCCAGGUGUUGUCAAAGUGGAUUAUGGAGAUGUGUCAGUCAGAAAAACACUAAGAGAAAAUCUGAAGUGUAAGCCCUUUUCUUGGUACCUUGAAAACAUCUAUCCGGACUCCCAGAUCCCAAGACGUUAUUACUCACUUGGUGAGAUAAGAAAUGUUGAAACCAAUCAAUGUUUAGACAACAUGGGCCGCAAGGAAAAUGAAAAAGUGGGUAUAUUCAACUGUCAUGGUAUGGGAGGAAAUCAGGUAUUUUCUUAUACUGCCGACAAAGAAAUUCGAACAGAUGACUUGUGCUUGGAUGUUUCUAGACUCAAUGGACCGGUAAUCAUGUUAAAAUGCCAUCAUAUGAGAGGAAAUCAGUUAUGGGAAUAUGAUGCUGAGAGACUCACCUUGAGGCAUGUUAACAGUAACCAAUGUCUUGAUGAACCUUCUGAAGAAGACAAAAUGGUGCCUACCAUGCAGGACUGCAGUGGAAGCAGAUCCCAACAAUGGCUGCUAAGGAACAUGACUUUGGGGGCAUGAAGACCAUUUUCCCCAAGCCAUGAAAGUGUCUACACUUUUGUUUUUCCAUUAUUUCAGUUAGGGAAAAAUAUUAACUUUGCUGAAUUGAAAGUUUUAAAAUCCUUUUAGUAUUCUAAAAUACAGUUGUUUAUAAUUCAUUUUUAGGAAUGUUUGCUUAUUUCCCUACUAAAAUUUGUAUCUGAUCAAAAAGCACAUAAAAAAUACAAAUAACAGCAAACUGUUAUUAAACAUCGGAACAACUUCAAAAACAAAUUGUGUUUGCUUUUAAAAAAAAUCUUUAUUGCCCUCAUAUCACAGGAUUAGUUGGGGGAUUAUUUUUAUUUUUUCUUGUCAUAGUGAUUGAAAGAGACAAUGUAAAUGCCUUAUAAAAUAUCUUCAUUAUGAAAUAUCAGUUGUUUUAUAAACUCACUCUGUUUCCACUGGACCUUCAUGGAAGCAUGUUCGAUUUCUAUGUCAACAGCAAGGCCACACACUGAAUUAUUUCUGAGCAAUGAAUUCAUCGUACUAAAUAAGUUCCAAGUUUUGUACCAGGAAGAAAAUUAAAUUGGAUAUUGAUUUCUCAUGGAGUUCUUAUAAAACAUCACAUUUAAACAAAAAAGAAGAGGAGAAUUUGAAAAUUCAGAAUUUGAAAAAAGUACAUGAAAUCAAGAAACUAGCUGGGCAUUGAGAGGAACAAGAAGAAUCAUUUUACAAGAUAUUUACAACUGGAAUUACAUUAACAUUUACAACUGAAUCAUUUUAAAAGAUAUUCCAUUUGGGUUGCAAUCACUCCUAACAGGCUGAGUGUAACAAUCGUCUUGGUCCCAGAGUUGGUGUCAGAAACUCAAUCCUUAACCACUGUCUUUGUCUCACAUACACUAUACAGUCUUCACCCUAGAGACUGUGAUGUGUAACUUAUGCUGUACAGAAUCAUAGAUGAAGGGUAAAGUUUUAGCCCUAAUUUUUAAUUCUUUUGCAUUUAAAGAUUUUAGUUAGGUCACUAUUACCAUUUUAAUUUUAUAGUUUAAAAAAAUAAUGCAUUACUAUCAGAAUUUCAUUGCUAUGCUAGACUGUCUAAAGAAGUUUUCAUCACCAAGGGAAUGAAGUCAAUACACAUCCAUUAAACUUUUAUUUUAAUUUAACUGCUAGAUAGCAUUCACCAUAAAUUAUGGCUCACAGAACACAAUCACAAUUAGGCUAGCUUCACAUGUUCUUCUUCAGUCUUAAAACACUAUGCGUUCAGAAUAGAUGAGCAAAAAACAUGAAAAGGAAGAAAAAUCUGUUAGUGAGAUUUGUGCUAGUAAGUUUUAGUAUUUGACACCAUUUAAAAUGCCCAUAAAGUUGCUCUACAUAUGCAUUUUAUUCAUUAUAAAUGCACUCAGCAGCUAAGAGAAAUUUAGGGGAAAAAAUGGAAGAAGCAUCCUCUAGAGUAGAAGAUGCCACAUCUUCCCUCUUGUCUUUUCUUAAAAAACUCAGAUAGAAAAUAUUAGUUCGGCUACAGGCAAACUCCCUCUCCCUCUAUCUCUGUGUCUCUCUGUCUCUCUGUCUCUGUCUCUGUCUCUCUCUCUCUCUCACACACACACAGAAACACUGCUUUAUAAUGAAAAGGAGGACACUUUCUGAAUAAUGUCUUGUAUGAUUUUCCCAGCUAGCAGUCCUUUCUUUUGGUUUUAUACUGGUACAACUCUAAGGAAGAAUUCCACAACCUGGAGCAUUUUGGUUUACUUCUUAACAUGUAGACAUCCCUCACGUCGAGGUCUCUGGGAAUCUUUGAAUAUCUUAAAAUUAUAAGCAAAAGUUUGAAUGUCGGGGCAUUUUUUCUGAGGCGAGACUCCAUUAUUUACAGCAAACUUCUAAGGAAGCUAUGGCUCCCAAGAGCUGGCAAACCACUGCCUUAAAUCGAUAGUAGCCUCACAAGUCAACUGAGGCCUGACUUAACAAUCACAGUUUCCAUUUUCACUCUCUUUUUCUCCCCUAUUCCUGUUGUCCUGACUAAAAUACAGUAAAAGGUCUCUGCACAGCAUUCUUCCUUAAACUUAAAAAGCUUAAAGACUCAAGGACUCUCUUAUGCAAUCUGUUCCUCUUAUUAUGAAUUUCUUAAUCAAAAUGCACGUUAUCUAGAAAAUAGUCAAUGACAAGUUUUUUAAAAUACGUCUACUCCAUCAAAACCGAAUUUGACACAUUCCAGCAGCAUUUUUAAUAUUUGAAAGUUCAUUACGGUCAUAGCAAAAAUACAGGAAAAAUGAAAACUGCAUGAAUUUCAUGCCAGAGAAGAAUUUUCAAAGAAUCCUCAGAUGGUUUGAGCACAUGCUAUUACAGUGUCUAACAAAUGAAAAAAAGACAUAAAAUAUUAUAAAACAUCAAAAAACCAGAAAGCAAUGACUAAUUGAAUUUUUUCAAAAAUAUUUAUUGUAUUUUGUACAGAAAAUUAAAAUUAUGAUUGAAUUCACAAUGCGCUCAUCUUAUACAAGGAAUGUAUAAGAUGUAUAAGAUGGAGCUAGACUAAUAGAUAUUUCAAAUGACUUCAAACGUCCUCUUCUGAGGUCUUGCCCAUUGCAGUUAAUGCCAACUCCAACCUUCCAGAUGCUCAGAUCAAAAACCUAAAGUCACUUUUAACUCCUCUUUCUCUCUCAACUUUCAUCUAAUCCAUCAACAAAUUCCCUUGAUGCUAGAUUGAAAUAUAACCAGAAACCAACAACUUACCACCACAUCCACUAUAACCUUUUUCAUUGCAAUAUGCUUAUAAUUUGGUUCCCUAGUUUUCCAACCCUUGCCCGUAAUAGUCUUUUCUCAAUACAAGAGCCAUAGUGAUUCUGUUAACCAUGAACUUCAUUGUGUCACUUCUCUGCUCACAACCCUCCAAUGACUUCUCAUGUCUCUCCAACCAGACUUCUCACAGUGGUCUUCAAGGUCCUUCAUGAAUGAUACCCCUCUACUCGUGUUCAUACACACACAUGCACACAUGUUUCUGACUACACAUCUUACCAUUCUGCCCGUUACUUACUUUGCUCUGGCUGCCACACAAGUUUCUGUCUUGGUGUUUUGUUCCCUCUGCCCCACAGAGCUCUCUCACUCACUUUAUUUAGGUCUCUGUUCAAAUAUUUUCUAAUCGGUAAGGCAAACCAUUCUCUCCCUUGCCCUCCAUAUCCUCUGUGCAUUCUCUGACAAACUAUAAAUUUGCUUCUUUAUUUUUUGUCUACCCUUCCACCCCCCAACAUCCCCAUCACACACCUUAGAAUGUAAGCCCCAUAACGGCUGGGACUUUGCCAGUUUUGUUCACUGUGGUAUCCUCAGUAUCUGUUAGAGUUCUUGGCACAUAGUAAGUAUUCUUUAAAUAUUUCUUAAAUUAAUGAACUGAAAAAUGUGUGUUAUUGUUGCUAAGUUCUAUGUAUCAUAUCUUUUUUUGCAUAUUAUUUUAAAUUUUAAAAUAAAGUCUAGUCAUAUAUUUAGACA